AUGAGUUCUUAUUUUCUAAACUCGUUCGCAGGGCGCUAUCCAAAUGGCUCCGACUAUCAGUUGCUAAAUUAUGGGACUAACGGCGCUAUGAACGCUUCGUACAGGGACACCGCCACCAUGCACUCGGGCUCCUUCGGCUAUAACUACAAUGGAAUAGACCUAAGUGUAAAUCGCUCAAACGGCAAUGGGCAUUUCGGGGCUGCAGCCGGAGACAAUUCCCGUAGUUUCCAGAACGCGGGCCCGGACACCCGCUACAGACCGCCGAGCUGUUCGCUCGCCUCUCCAGAUCCCCUGCCUUGUGCCAACACCGACACCUUGGAUCUGAAGGGACCCUCCACCACGUCUGACCAGAGCACAGUCACAGUCAACAACAACAACCUUAAAAACAGCGGCAGUCUUACCAACAACAGUAGCACACAGUUUGCUGAAAUCGAGGACACCAGCGUCUCCUCCGAAACCGAGGAAAGCGCACACGGCGCUGCCAACCCCACUCCCCGGGCGCAGAAACAAGAAUCUAUCGCCACAUCCACCACAACACCCAGCGAUGGGCAAACGCCUCAAAUAUUCCCUUGGAUGCGGAAACUGCACAUUAGCCAUGAUAUGACUGGACCUGACGGGAAACGGGCCCGAACCGCGUACACCCGCUACCAGACACUCGAGCUGGAGAAAGAGUUCCAUUUUAAUCGGUACCUAACCCGGAGGAGGAGGAUAGAGAUAGCCCACGCGCUGUGCCUGUCGGAGAGGCAAAUUAAAAUUUGGUUCCAGAAUCGGCGGAUGAAAUGGAAGAAGGACAACAAACUGAAAAGCAUGAGUCUCGCUACGGCUGGUAGCGCUUUCCAGAACUGACAGUCGCUAACGUGGAGUUGAAGUGUUUUCUCUCCCCAGCCGUGAUACUGCAAACUGCCCCUGCACUCAUCGGCAUGUUGUGGUCAUGAGACGACAUCCAAUUUCCAAUGUGGUCUUGAUGAUGCACAAAUAGUGUUGUUAAGUAUUCUCAUAGCUCUUAUGAUUUUGAAGAAAAAAAGAUGAAGCCACAAUAGCAUAAAUAUUGUCAUAUAUAGUGCAAAUGUCAUGUGCCAGGUUUAUACUUUCGUGCAGUGAGCAUGUCCUAUGUGAGACAUUUAGAUGUGUGUAACGUAUUCAAAAUUGACCCGUUGUACAGUGUACAGUCUUCCAUCUCAUUCUACUUUUAACCGUUAAAAGAAAUUGAACAUAAAAAAUAACUUCUAUGGACCACUGCAUAAAGCUUGCGUAGGAGCUACAGUGUAUGAUUCCAGCCUUCGAUGUUUCUGUGGUGUUCAAUGCAAUAUGCGCAUACCCCCCAUUUCUUCCUAUCAGAAAAAUGCCGUAAAGGUUUAAGCUCUGUCUUUCCAUCAAAUACAUUUGUGUAGUAAACUAUUUUGCAUUGCAGUAAUGAACUUGGCCAAAUGUUUCCAUCAAGGAACCAACUGUGUUUAAAAAAAAAAAGUUUCAAUGUGACCAAUAUGUUAUUUGUAGGCCUAGUGCGCAAAGUGAAUGGUUAAAUGUUUUGUGAUGGCAGAAGUUAUGUUGAGAAAAAUGUCAUUUUUUGCCCAUAGGGUCUUUGUAUUUGUAUCUUAACAUUAGUA
Messenger RNA from Engraulis encrasicolus (European anchovy), 1607 nucleotides. It is a transcript of the gene hoxb5b, whose product is annotated as homeobox B5b. NCBI's taxonomy places the organism in Eukaryota, Metazoa, Chordata, Actinopteri, Clupeiformes, Engraulidae. Gene Ontology annotation, molecular function: RNA polymerase II cis-regulatory region sequence-specific DNA binding; DNA-binding transcription factor activity, RNA polymerase II-specific. The transcript is spliced from 2 exons. Gene Ontology annotation, biological process: anterior/posterior pattern specification; regulation of transcription by RNA polymerase II. Gene Ontology annotation, cellular component: nucleus. The record is from RefSeq and is a predicted model, not a curated record. The coding region runs from base 1 to 846 and encodes 281 amino acids.